CAAUGGGCGCGCGCUGCCCAAUCCCCCUCCGUACCGUGUUUGUAGUUAUGGUCGCUUAGGUUACAGCGCUUUGCCAUUUCAGAGAAAGUGACCGGACUGGCAGCCGAACAGAUGAGUACCAUUUACUUACUCCCCCUUCGCGUAAAAUGCCAGCGGAGACGAUCCCACUACCGUCGGCUACCAUCGGACCGCAGUCCUGGCACGACGACGCCGUGCGAUCGAUCCGCCGAGCGGAGCGGCUGGUGCGGAAGGUGGGAGUCGCAGAUUCGAGCUCCAAGAGGCCGCGCAGCUGCAGCGCCUCCGCCGGCCGCUGCUCUAGGCGCGGGGACCCAGGCCGUAAAGCUGAGGGCAACUUUGUAAAAGAGGAUGACGGUGCAAAUAAGAAUGAAACUAACGAUACAAUUAUACCCUUAUCUGCAGCUGCUAUGCGGCCGCGCUCCGCUCUCCUCCCGUUUUAUAGCGCCGUCUCCCCUCCUUUCCUGCGGGAGCGGUGCCUGGAUGCCGGUACAGGUGUAGCUGUGGGGUAUAUGCGCUGCGUGCGGAGCGUGGAGCUGCUGCUCCGUCAGCAGGCAGGCAAGGUGUGGCUGGAAUGUGUAAAGCUGGAGAGGGAACGGGGCCACCUAGAGGGCAUGCUGAAAACUCUCAGGAAGAACUUGAUGGUCAACAGGAGGAGCGUGGAGGACAGGACACUGAGACCAGCCCUUACGGAGACUGGCAGAGAUGGAGCGGACGGCCUGCUGGAUUAUGAGAAAAGAGAGCUAACCGAACUGAAAAGUCAGCUGGAGGGCACACUGCGAAACACCCUGGAACAACUACAGGCCCUGAAACAGUGCAGCAAGAUGCUAUUAGAGUGUUCGAAUGAGAGGUCGAGAGUUCUGCAUCUACUGCCCCGAACUGGGUCUCGCUCUGCACAGGGCUGUUGCUCUCCUGAUAGAAUCCAGCUGAAAACCAGCCCUGUGGGCCCAUACACUCCAGAAUGCGAGCAAGCAGUGGCAUCUUCUUGCAUGGCUCUGAGCCAAUCACGGUCGCUCAGAGAUCAGAUCCGGCAAAUGAUAUGCGAAGCCACAGCCAGACAAAAAGCAGCCCACCAAUCAGUGAAUGAAGGCCUGGUGAAGAAAAUAAAAGAGACUGUCACUCUGAAGCAACACCUGACUGUGAGCUCAGCAGCGACCAGGCAUGCCAUUAACGGCAAACACAGGCAGCUGGACGGAGUGGAGCAUAGCCACGGGAGAGCACUGGGUCCAGUGUCCUGCAGAGAUUUGCAGUCCAGAGAAAGGCUGGACAGGCCAGUGGUUCAGUUGUACCGAAGACACUCUGGUAAUCAGCUGUCUGAGGCUUUGCACAUUGUACAGGGUACUGCCAAGCUCCGGCAGGACCUGUCCUCCUUGGGCGGAGAGCUGGGUCAUCUUAAUGGGGCUCACAUACAAUUGAUGGAAAACCUUCAAGGGAAAGAGGCAGCAGCCCAUGUCGAUGCUGCAGUUGUCAGGCUUCGCCGGCGUCAGACAGAAUGCCAUUAGAGGACGCUCUCUGAUUGGCUGCGGGGAUAAUGUUAAUAUCGCAGAAUGCCAUUAGAGGACGCUCUCUGAUUGGCUGCGGGGAUAAUGUUAAUAUCGCAGAAUGCCAUUAGAGGACGCUCUCUGAUUGGCUGCGGGGAUAAUAAUAUCGCACUCAUGUACUUCAUUUUGUGCAUUAUAACAAUCCUGUUCCACUGGAUCAUUAUGUAUUUGACUGAAUUUAUUAACCACUGAGCUUUUAAAUACCAAAGUGAGCCUUUCAUGGAAUGCAUACAGUCAUUAUUGUUUUAGAGCUUUUAGUUUGCAAUUGUGUGCUUUGAAUUUGUUGUUAAAAUCGUGAAGUGCAGUGUUGCAAGUAUUACAGGGAUCAAAUGAAUCUCACCUUUUUUCAGUUGUUAUUCUAAGAGUAGUUUUUUGUAUUAUAAAGAUUCAUUUUAUGUGUGUCUGAGAUUAAAAACGUCAUGUGGUUUUACCGAAUUGCACAAAUGAUCUUGUUUGUAGUGUAUAAUGCUGAUCAUUCAUGAUCAGGUGUGGAAAUAAAAAUUUUGAAUUCACC
Messenger RNA from Brienomyrus brachyistius, 2070 nucleotides. It is a transcript of the gene tektl1, whose product is annotated as coiled-coil domain containing 105. Lineage: Eukaryota; Metazoa; Chordata; Actinopteri; Osteoglossiformes; Mormyridae. The record is from RefSeq and is a predicted model, not a curated record. The transcript is spliced from 9 exons. Bases 147 to 1517 code for a protein of 456 amino acids.